GUCCUUGUCGUCCCCCCCUCGGCCCCGCCCACUCUGCGGAGUCACCACUCGAUCGGUGGCUACUAGGAGUUGGAUCCGGCCACGUCACUCCUGCCAACAGAAAACCACGCCCUCCUCCGCUUUCACCAAUCAGCGGAUGAUUACCCCGCCGGGGGUGGGCCGAUCGCUAGGGGAGUGCCCAAUAGCGACGCUCUCCGUGACUGACGGCCAUGGAGGGGACCAAUGGGAAGAGUCAGGUUGCUAUGAUGACGUCAGGUGCACGGUCUGUGGUCCUUAUGUAGGCUCGGUGACGCGGGGACUGGCUGCAGACUGGAUAGUGACAUCUCACAGAGGAAGAGCAAGCAUGUGCGGAAUAUUUGCAUACCUCAACUACCACGUGCCUCGCACCAGGCGUGAAAUCCUUGAGAGACUUAUCAAAGGUCUUCAGAGAUUGGAGUACAGAGGAUAUGACUCUGCAGGUGUCGGAAUUGACGGCGGCAAUGAAAAGAACUGGGAGAACAACGCUAACCAGAUCCAGCUCAUCAAACAGAAGGGGAAAGUCAAGGUCUUGGAUGAAGAGAUUAACAAGCAAGAAAACCUGGAUUUAGAUAUUGAAUUUGAGGUUCACUUGGGAAUUGCACACACCCGUUGGGCCACUCAUGGAGAGCCCAGCCCUACAAACAGUCACCCGCAACGCUCUGACAAGAACAAUGAGUUCAUCGUCAUCCACAAUGGAAUCAUCACAAACUAUAAGGACCUGAAGAAGUUUUUGGAGAGCAAAGGCUACGAGUUUGAAUCUGAGACUGACACAGAAACUAUAGCUAAACUUGCCAAGUAUAUGUACGACAAUCGUGAGAAUGAUGGCAUCAGCUUCGCCACCCUUGUAGAGCGAGUCAUCCAGCAGCUGGAAGGUGCCUUUGCUCUAGUAUUUAAGAGUGUGCACUAUCCCGGCCAGGCUGUUGGAACCAGGAGGGGUAGCCCACUUUUGAUGGGUGUACGGAGCGAGCACAAGCUUUCUACUGAUCACAUCCCGAUCCUGUACCGCUCAGUGUCACAAAGCAGCGAUUAUCCUCUAGAGGGACUCUCCAUUGUAUUGGAUGAAGGCAUGGAUAAGAAAGGAAGCUGCUCCAUGACCAGAGUGGACAGCACAACCUGCCUGUUCCCUGUGGAUGAGAAAGCUGUGGAGUAUUACUUUGCAUCAGAUGCCAGCGCGGUCAUUGAACACACCAACAGAGUGAUCUACCUUGAAGACGAUGAUGUGGCUGCUGUUGUGGAGGGACGUCUCUCUAUCCACCGCAUUAAGAGAAGUGCAGGAGAUCACCCAGCGCGUGCCAUUCAGACUCUGCAGAUGGAGCUGCAGCAGAUCAUGAAGGGCAACUUCAGCUCCUUCAUGCAGAAAGAAAUCUUCGAGCAGCCGGAGUCAGUUGUCAACACCAUGAGAGGACGCGUGAACUUUGAUGACCUAACAGUGAUUUUGGGAGGUCUGAAGGAUCACCUAAAAGAAAUCCAGAGAUGUCGGCGACUGAUACUCAUUGCCUGUGGUACUAGUUACCAUGCUGGAGUGGCUACCCGCCAGAUUUUAGAAGAGCUGACAGAACUGCCAGUCAUGGUGGAGCUGGCUAGUGACUUUUUGGACAGGAACACCCCUGUCUUCAGAGAUGACGUGUGCUUUUUCAUUAGCCAGUCAGGAGAAACAGCAGACACCUUACUUGCCCUGCGUUACUGCAAAGAACGUGGUGCCCUGACUGUAGGAAUCACCAACACUGUUGGCAGCUCCAUCUCACGAGAGACCGACUGUGGGGUUCACAUUAAUGCCGGACCUGAGAUUGGUGUGGCCAGCACAAAGGCAUAUACUAGUCAGUUUGUGUCUCUUGUCAUGUUUGCACUCAUGGUUUGUGAUGACCGCAUAUCUAUGCAGGGCAGACGCAAAGAGAUUAUGAAUGGUCUGAAGAUCUUACCAGAUAAUAUUAAAGAAGUCCUGAGCCUUGAUGAUGAGAUUCAGAAGCUGGCAGAAGAGCUGUAUCAGCAGAAAUCUGUCCUUAUUAUGGGUCGUGGCUAUCACUAUGCAACCUGCUUGGAAGGAGCCCUGAAAAUUAAGGAAAUCACAUACAUGCAUUCAGAAGGGAUCUUGGCCGGAGAACUAAAGCACGGUCCUCUGGCUCUGGUAGAUAAACUUAUGCCAGUCAUAAUGAUCAUCAUGAGAGAUCACGCCUACAACAAGUGCCAAAAUGCACUGCAGCAAGUGGUGGCAAGACAGGGUCGACCAGUAGUAAUCUGUGACAAGGCAGAUACAGAAACCAUUAACUCAAUCAAACGUACAAUAAAGGUGCCUCACACAGUGGAUUGUCUGCAAGGAAUCCUGAGUGUCAUCCCCUUGCAGCUCCUUGCCUUCCAUCUUGCUGUGCUUAGAGGAUAUGAUGUGGAUUGUCCUAGAAACUUGGCCAAGUCAGUGACAGUAGAAUAAGCUGAAGCAAUCACACCAGAAGACACUAUUUCUACAAUAUAUAUAUAUUUUUUUUUUAUCCCAAUUUUUACUUUUGUAUUUAUGUUUCUGUGUUUGUUUUUCUUUUUGUUUAGAUCCAUUUGCAGUUCUUUUUUUUUUGCUGCACCUUGUAAAUGAUGAAGGGCAGAAUAUUGUACAAUCGUAGAUUCUAUUGUAAUUGCAUACCAUUGUAGCCUAGCCAUUCCCAUGUUCCUUCUAAGUUGCAGUAACCCGGACAGAGGUCUAGUGAUUUGGAAUGACUCCCAUCAUGCCAAGUCCCAGCACUUUAUAACUCUGCCCGUUUUAUGCUCCGGCCACCCCCGAUUAUAGACGUAGCCUGUCCGCUUCUAGAAACAUGUGCCAAGUGGCUGCACGCAGCCAGGCUAUGUCCCGCGGGUCUCUUAUUUCUUUGUAAAUACCUGACAAUGCAUUGAAGCAAUGAGGUUAAGACUCGGUAUCAGUAACCCAGACACAAGCACAAGUGGUUAUGUCAGAUGCCAGGUCAUGUAUGGAAGAAAGUUAAGGCAACCUGUGCAUCAGGCUAGAGCAGUGUUUUCCGACAAGGGUGCCUUCAGCUGUUGCAAAACUAAAACUUCCAGCAUGCCCGGACAGCCAACGGCUGUCCGGGCAUGCUGUAAGUUGUAGUUUUGCAACAGCUGGAGGCACCCUGGUUUGGAAAUACUGGACUGUAUUCAGCCUUCAAUACAUCUAGGAUGGGUUGAUUUCUGUUAGUAAAUCAUAGAGAAUACUGGAACAUGUCGCCGUGCUACAGUAAUAAUAAAGCUCAUCCUCCUGAUUUUCCAGGAGGCCGGGACUUCACAUUCCAUAUCGGUUUACACAAUUGGUCUGGUUCAUAUUCCUGCCAUAUUGAUGAUUUUUUUUUUUUUAUUUUUUUUUUUUUUGUGUGAUCUGUCUCACGUUCUUCCUUACUGUGCAGUUGUGUGGCUUCUAAAGUGGAGCAAA
Hyla sarda is the source of this 3424-nucleotide messenger RNA. Its product is annotated as glutamine--fructose-6-phosphate aminotransferase [isomerizing] 1. Lineage: Eukaryota; Metazoa; Chordata; Amphibia; Anura; Hylidae. The transcript is spliced from 20 exons. The record is from RefSeq and is a predicted model, not a curated record. Gene Ontology annotation, molecular function: L-glutamine:D-fructose-6-phosphate transaminase (isomerizing) activity; carbohydrate derivative binding. Gene Ontology annotation, biological process: UDP-N-acetylglucosamine metabolic process; protein N-linked glycosylation; carbohydrate derivative biosynthetic process. Bases 137 to 2443 code for a protein of 768 amino acids.